AUGCCAGAUGAUCCUCCUGGCCUCAGUGACUAUCCAGCCACGGCCAUUAAUUCUCUGAGUGCUAGAGUUAUUGGUAUGUCUCAGACAAAGCCUUUUUUUGAAGGGAUUAUUUUUGAGUACAAUCAUCUUAACAAACCUUUUGAUAACAUUGCUGAUCUUAAAUUUCAUGAGAAUGUAAAGGAUUCUACAAAUGCUGCCUUUCGGAUGCACAGAAGAGAAAAGGCAUAUGUUCAGUUCCAUGCUGAGUGUGAAUGCAGUGGUCAGGUAGUAUUGGUAAAGUCUUGGCUGCAACGCCUUGAGGAAACUGUGUACAAAACGGUGCGUCUCUGCAUCACAGAAGCAAUACUGGCUUAUGAUGAGAAGCAGAGAGAACAACUGCUUGGAGAACUUUACUGGGGUGAUCAACAGAAAAUAAUUCACACCAUAGAUAUCUACGCCAGAAAUGUAUUAGCAAGUCUUGUACCUCAGAAGAUAUGUGUCACCAGUUGUGGAGCUUUUGCUUGGCUGUCACACCUAUGCCAUGGAUGGGAUGACGCCCAGAAACACAGUUUUGCCAACAUGUGUGAUGCUCAGUUUCAGUACUUUUAUGAGUACUUAGGAAAUAUCCCUCGGCUAGUUAUUACACCUUUGACUGGCAGGUGUUACAUUACUCUAACCCAGCCUCUCCACCUAACAGUGAGUGGUGCUCCUGCAGGACCAGACAGCACAGGUGAAACAGAGAUCACCAAAGAUUUCGGCCAUGCCUUUGGUACUGUGGUAUACAUCUUCAGCUUUUCUGAGCAGAUGGUUUACAAGUCUAUAGGGAAUACCUAUAAAAGUUUGACAACAGGAGCUUUGAAUUCUAUUGCAUCUCAGUAGAAGUCAGUGAUGGCAGUGCAAGUAAAGCCUAUCCACUAUGCAAUUAGGAACAAGAAAAAGAAAUUAGUAUUCCUUGGUGAAAACAUCACAUUAAAGUAAUCAGUUGCAAUAUUUAUUACCAUGAACCCAGGAUAUGUAGGUGAGACAGAACUACCCAAAAACCUCAAAGCUCUGUUCAGGCAAUGUGCCAUGGUUGUCCCUGACAUUGAACUGCUCUCUGAAAUUAUGUUGGUUGUUAAAGGCUUUAUUGAUGCAUGUCUGUUAGCCAGGAAGUUUAUUACCUUGUAUACUCUCUGCAGGGAGUUGCUAUCUAAACAGGGAUUCCUCAACUCUAAUGAUUACUUUGUCCUGGAAUACUCAGGAUCUUUAGUUCCUCAGAAAGAAAAAACAAGGAGACAGAACAGACCUAAGGACCAGGUGCUUAUGUGAGCCUUAAGAGACUUCAAUUUGCUUAAAAUAGUGACAGAUGAUAUUCCAAUUUUCAUGGACCUGAUCAGUGACCUGUUUCCAUCUCUGGAUGUUCUGAGCAAGAGGAACCUACAAUUUGAACAGAUGGUUAAACAAUCUACCCUGGAGCUUUACUUGCAGCCUGAAGAGAGCUUUAUUCUCAAAGUUGUUAAGCUGAAGGAGCUACUGGCAGUGUGUCACUCUGUGUGUAUUUUUGGAAAUACAGGGACUAGAAAGAAUGAUGUGCUGAAAGUUCUUCAUCACACAAAUGUGAACAUGAAACAAAAGCCUGUGCAGAAUGACCUUAACCCCAAAGUUCCAACAACUGAUGAACUAUUUGGUUUUAUACACCAUGCAAUUCAACAAUGGAACCAUGGCAAAUACUGUCAUCUCUUGAGAGAACAAGCUAAUAUUACCCAUGAGGGGCUAAAAUGGUUCAUUUUAAAUGGGGAGAUAGAUCCCAUGUGGACUGAGUUGCACAACACUUUUAUGGAUGAUAACAAGCUUCCAACCCUUACAAGCAACGAACAUGUCCCUAUGACUCUGUCAAUGUGCCUGCUAUUUGAGGUAUACCAUUGAAGAGCUGCAACCCCAGCUACAGUAGUAUCCAGAGGUGGUAUUCUUCAGCUGAACACCCAGGACCUGGGGUGGAGCCGGUAUGUUGCCAGCUGGUUAGAAACAAGGAGAUUCCACUCUGAAAAGGCUUUGAUUAAUGUUCUUGUUCCUGUGACAGAGGGUCUGGACCUGAUUGCUACAUUGACAGAUGAUUCUACGAUUGCUGCAUGGAGUAACGAGGGGCUGCCCCGUGAUAGAAUGUCAGCAGAAAAUGCCACUAUCCUAACAGACUGUGAGUGCUGCCCUCUGAUGAUAGAUCCCCAAUAUAACAAGAUUAAAGACAAAGAAUAUGAAUUUGACAAGAAUUUCCACCUCAUCCUUCACACUAAACUGGCUAACUCUCACUGCAAGCCAGAACUGCAAGCUUAGACCAUCCUCAUUAAUUUCACUGUCACCAGAGAUGGGCUGGAAGACCAGCUGUUGGCUGAGACUGUUAGUGCUGAAAGGCCAGACUUAGAAAAACAUAAGUCAGUCCUGGUCAAGCAGCAGAACUAUUUCGAGACUGAGCUCGGGCAACUGGAGGAUGGCAUGCUGCUCAGCCUGUCAGCUGCCCAGGGCAGUUUCUUAGACAACAGUGAAAUUGUAGAGAAACUCAUACCAACAAAGUCAACUGCAGCAGAAAUACAGCACAAGAUAGCUGAGGCCAAAGAAAAUGAAGCUCAGACUAACGUGACAAGAGAGCACUACAGACCAACAGCUGUAAGAGUGUCCAUUCUUGUUAGUAGCAGCCUGGGCAGCUCCAACACCAUCUACCAGUUUUCACUGAAGGCCUUCAAUGCAGUCUCCCACAAAUUAAGCAGGCUGAAAAAUCAGGAUAUUCAGUGUCAUUUCUCUAACAUGACAGAAGCUGUCACAUGUUCAGCCUUUCUUUUCACAAGCCAGGGACAUUUUAAAAAGGAUCAGCUCAGUUCCUUGGCCCAAACACCUUUUCAGAUUCUUCUAAGAAGUAGAGAGAUAGAACUCCUUGAAUCGGAUUUCCUUCUCUGGUUCAGAGUUGAACACACUUACAAGAGUCCUGUUGACUUCUUAACUACUCAGUCAUGGAGUGCCAUUAGGUCUAUGGCAGUGAUGAAUGUAUUCAGGGGGUUAGAUAAAGAUACUGAAAGAUCCACCAAGAGGUUAAAGAAGUGGGUAGACUCAGGAUGCCCAGAAAAAAAAAAGCUUCCCCAGGAAUGGACAAAUAAAAGCUCUUUUCAGAAACUAAUUGUACUAAGGGCACUCCAUCUGAACAGAAUGACAUAUGCACUUAGGAACUUCAUGGAGGAAAAACUUGGCUCAAGGUACAUGGAAAUCACAAGGAUGUGCUUAGCAAAAUCCUGUGAAGAGAGUAGUCCAGCCACUCCUGUGUUAUUUAUACUGCCUCCAGGAGCAGACCCACUUGAAGAUACUGAGACACUAAGCAAAAAACUUGAGUUCACUGUAGACUCUGGAAGAUUUAACACCUCUAUAGGACAAGGCCGGGAGAUGGUUGCAGAGAGGCACUUGGAAAGGCUGCCAGACACGACCAUCAGGUUCUUUUCUAAGAUACCCUUGAACUGUGUACCAGAGAUGGGGAAUUUAAAAGUGCCCCCUUUUUUUUUCUCUGCACUAUUUUCACACUGUGUUGCUGGGAGACUGCAGUUUGGCCCUUGGGACUGGAAUGGAAAGAACCCGUUCAGUGCUAGAGAACUUGCCGUCUAUAUCGCUGUCUUCUGCAACUACUUAGAGACCCCUACAAAGGUUAAGAAUGUCCUGGAUGAUAUUCUGGAGAUGCUUCCCAAGGAGUUUCAUAUAGCAGAAUCAUGCAGAACACUACUGCCUGAAGCCUCUACACCCUUGGUUGCCUUCAAGAGUGUGAGGACGAAUCUUCUCCUUUCAGAGAUCCAUAGGUCUCUUAAACAGCUGGACCUCAGGCUCAAGGCAAGUGACCUUAACACUACCAUUGCUCUUCUAUAA
Molecule: messenger RNA, 3855 nt
Organism: Nestor notabilis (Kea)
Lineage: Eukaryota; Metazoa; Chordata; Aves; Psittaciformes; Psittacidae
Gene: DNAH11
Product: dynein, axonemal, heavy chain 11
Biological process (GO): microtubule-based movement
Cellular component (GO): dynein complex
Molecular function (GO): dynein light intermediate chain binding; ATP binding; minus-end-directed microtubule motor activity
Source: RefSeq, a predicted model, not a curated record